AUGAUGAACAGUAACGAAUGUAAUUCACCACAAAUUACUUUCGCUAUUAACAAUGAUGUUCUAAGUUCGGCUAGACAAAUUCCACAAAAUCAAUCGUUUUCUAUUGUCGCCUUUACAUCAAUUAAUUGUUUACUAUCACUCAUGAACACAAAACAAUGGACAAUUGCACAAUGUAAUACGACUAAUGAACAGUGCUCACGUACAGUAUUGUUGGACAAUAUUUUGAAUCAAUUACCAACAUCGACAACAUCCGUAUUAUAUGUGCCAGCACGAACACUGGCAUAUGGUACAUAUCAGUUGAAUUAUUCGGUUUAUAUGAAUGCAAGAUCAACAGUUUCAUCAUACAAAAUAACGUAUAUUUCGAUAAUACAAUCUGAAAUAAUUGUAAAUCUCUUGCCAAACGAUACAUCAUGGAUAACUCGUGAUCGAUCUAAUUAUAAGUACGGUGUGAACAAUGAUAGAUCCAUAUUGACUAUACAGCCAUAUUCAUUACAAUCUAAUCGCACAUACGAGUUUAAGGUUGUUUUAACAAAUAUUCAUAAUUUGAGUUUACCUUCUACUGGCUAUGCAUUAGUUCAAGUUCAAGAUCUAAAUCAAAUUGACGCCACUAUCGCGUAA
This is a messenger RNA of Didymodactylos carnosus, 618 nucleotides long. The record is from the annotation of a GenBank genome assembly. Lineage: Eukaryota; Metazoa; Rotifera; Eurotatoria; Philodinida; Philodinidae.